Messenger RNA from Linum tenue, 615 nucleotides. The record is from the annotation of a GenBank genome assembly. Lineage: Eukaryota; Viridiplantae; Streptophyta; Magnoliopsida; Malpighiales; Linaceae.
AUGGGUUUCGAGGCAGUCGUUUCCACCAUGAUCAUGACGGCGUCGUUUCUUCUCGGCGUCACGGAAGCUUUCCAGUUCCCCGUCGGCGGCAAACAAGGCUGGGUCGUCGAGCCCAAGGAGAGAUACGGCCAUUGGGCCGAGCGCCUCCGUUUCCAAGUCAACGACACGCUCUAUUUCAAGUACGAGAAGGGAAGGGACUCGGUGCUGGUGGUGAAAAAGGGCGAGUACGACAACUGCAACGCCUCCGCGCCGGUCCAGGCGUUCACCGAGGGCAACUCGCUCUUCCGGUUGGACCGGUCCGGUCCGUUCUUCUUCAUCUCGGGAUUCGCUGACCACUGCGCCAAAGGGCAGAAGCUGGUCGUCGUCGUCUUGUCCGAGCACCACAAGAAACCUACCCCCUCGCCGCCAGCUGCUCCAACGCCGUCUCCCAGCUCCGUCGUCACUCCUCCUCCGCCUCCCGCUGCGGCGGCGUUGCCCCCUACAGAUGCUGUAACGCCUCCAGCCGCGGCGCCGACUCCGGUGGCCAAUAUUAACUCGGGGGCAGGGGUGGCGCUCCGAUUCACGGUUGGGGCGUCGCUUGCAGGAUUAUUGGGGUUGGCUGUGAUUUUCUUUUAA